Molecule: messenger RNA, 1815 nt
Organism: Tetrahymena thermophila SB210
Lineage: Eukaryota; Ciliophora; Oligohymenophorea; Hymenostomatida; Tetrahymenidae
Product: zinc carboxypeptidase family protein
Exons: 1
Source: RefSeq, a predicted model, not a curated record
AUGGAUAAAAUUACCAUCUAAAAUCUUAAAUGCAAUAAGCAUCCAAAUAAAAGCCUUCAAUUUAUUUAAGUAAAUGAUGUACUAACACAACCUACUUCUACUAAACCUCUCUUUUACUGCUCUUCCUGUUUUAAUCAUGAUCUUCACCUUAAAUCUAUCAACUAUCUUAUGAUCGACCAGAUUUUGUAAGAAGCAGACACUAAUAUCAUCCCAAAAUGGCCGCCAGUCAACAAUUAUCAAAUCAUCUCAGAUCUCAUUGAUCUAACAUCAAAUUAAUCUUCACUUGACUAUGUCAAGCAAAUUACAGACUUCUUUCAUCAAUUCAAAGAAGAGUUUUUAAAUAAAAUAGAUGUUAUCUAAAAAAAGAUGAUCAAUGAAACAUUGAAAUAUCCUAUUGAUACAUAGCAAAUCCUCAAAAGAUAUUAAGAAAUUUCAAACAUUCUUUAGUUUAAGUAAAUUCUCAAUAACGAAUAAUCAAAUAACUUGCAAGACCAUUCAACUCUCUGUAAACAAUUUAUAUCACAAAUGGAGUCUCAAAAAGAUAAAAACACCGAAUUGUUGUAAAAUAUCCUUACUUAAGCAAACUAAUUGCAAACAAAUUUCAAUAUGGAAUAUCCUCACAUCAUUAAAUAGUAAUUACUUACUUUUAUUGACCAAAUUUCUUUCUUCAAUUUAGAUAUUCCUGAAGUUAAUAGUACAGAUUAUAAUAAUGCUAGAAAUUAUUUGGAAACUAAUAUUACAAAUCAAAACAAUUAAAUUGGAGGUUUAAAAUUAACAUCUGACUUGAUCAUGAAGCUUGUUUCUAACAAAUCAAACUUUUGCUCUGACUAAUUCUUAAGCAAGCUAAGCGAGAGUCUUUAAAGUAUAAAUCCUCUACUUAAAUAGUUUACUUUGAACACAGCAGUUUUCAAGGAGAAUAAAGAAUAAAUUGACUUUUCCAAGAUAAGUGAGGAAAGAAUACAUUUGAUAGAAGAAUAUGUUAAGCAUUCAUUAGCUUUGUCAAGAGGGGAAUAGUAAUAUGAAUAGGAAGUAAAAGAUAGUUUAGAAAUCAAAUAAAUGACUUAAAUUGUAGAUUCUAAAAUGAUUUUCUUGAGGUAAGAGUUCAUUUAAUAGUUUGAAAAGUUCUUAGUUGAUGUAAAACCCUUCUUAAAAUAGAUUAAUUUCACUAAUACUUUCACUGACAAAAAUAAAUUUGAUUUCUUCAGAAAUUUGAAAGAUAACAAAUUGAAUAUUUUAUUUUAGGAAAGUUUACCCAAUUUAGAUCUAAAAUUGUUUGCAACUUAGUAUAAUAAUGGGUAGAGAGAUUAAGUAGUAAAUAAAAAAGAAAAUGGUUAUUAUGAAAUUGAAAAAUUAAAUAAUGAUUCUGAUGUGAAUUGUAUAUCAAAUACAAAUUUAUAAAAAGAUUAGAAGUAUAUUUUUAGGAUAAAAGCUGAACUUCAAAAUGAAGGUAAUUCUUUUUUGAUUGGACUAAUGAGAAGUUCAAAUGCUGAUUAAACUGGAGGAUAUAAAGAAUAUUUAAGCUGUCACUUAAAUCAAUCUGUAGUUAAAUUUAAUAAUUAUGGUAUUGAUAAAUAAUUAAAGGGAGUAGGAUUUAAGACAAGUGGAGAGAAUAUGAUAGAACUCAGAUUGUGUUUGUAAGAGUAGAUUCUAGAAGUGUUAGACUUUCCUAAUUAUGAGUAUAAGCUAGGAUUAGAAGAUAAAUAUAAAGAGAAGCUUAUAUAAUUUGAUGAUCUAAGAUUUUAUCUUGACAUUUUUAGCAAAGGAAGCAAAUUAGUUUUAAUGGAUGUAAAAAUAGUGAAUGAGUUUAUAAAUUGA